AUGACGGCCUCGUCUGUCUUCUGGCUGACCGCCUGCUUGGUCUUGGCAGCAGGCGUUGGUGCUCGACCUGGGCUUCCUUCAACCUCUCCCAAGCCUGAUGCCGGAACUCACACCGUCCCUGCAAUGCAUGAUGCGUCGUCUGAGAUGUAUCUUCGAGGAAGUUCUCCUGACGAAAAUCUGGAUGACGUAAUUUCCCUGGAUGGUGGCAUGGAGAACUUGGUGACCCCUUUACGCAGUGAAACAGAUUCAGUGGUUUCAAACGAUACACUUGGCGAUUCGAUUAGUGAAUAUAGUGACUUCAUUCCUAGUGAUUCUUCUGGUGAUACAUCUGAGAUUCACCUCUUGAAAAGUGACUUAGAUCGUCCUCCAAGCAAUGAAUCAGGGGAUCCACUACCUUCGAAUGAUGAAUCUCAGUCCUUGGCUACGUUGCUUAAUGAAACAGAUAUCUUCGUAUCGUCUGCUGAUGAAUCUGUGGAGCCCUCAUUUACCAAAUCACUGAAAGCUAAUUAUACUGAAAGUGAAUCGCAAAAUGCCUCCCAGUCGCAGAACCUAUCAAUGGUUUACAUUCUAUCAUUCGGAGAACAAGAAGACCCUGCCUUGUCACAAGAAGAUACGCAGGAUUAUUUAGUUAUGGACGAAAAAAUGAAAGAGUCUGAUUCAGAGGACAUGGGAGCUUCACAAGAUACAUCGGGCGACUCUCUCUCUGCACAGGUUCCUGAGAGUCAGAUUUCUUUCUUUGAUCAUACAAAGGGUGGCAUUCCAACAGACGGUGCGUCAGAGAACCUAGUCGCAUUGUUCUGGGCUCCCGAAAACAUGUUGUCUACGCAUAUAUCGAGGGAGCGAUCGGUAUCCCUGAAUGCUUUUCCUGAAGCUUCCAGCAGCCCUCAUAAUGCGUUACAAAAUCCUGUUACGCCACAGAAUCUUCCGGGUAACCAAAUUCCUUCCCAGAAUGCUCCCGAUGACUAUAAACCGCCACAAAUCAUUCCAGUUAAUCAAGUUCAAUUCCUUAACGAUCAAGAUGAUCAUAUUCCUUCCCAGAUUCUGCCAGAAUUUCCUAUUCAGACACAUGAUAUACUAUCAGGUCACGUUCUUUCACACAGUAUUUCUGGAGGUAUUUCCUCCUCGAAUGUACAGAUAAAUGCACCUUCACAUGAUGAACCAGCAAAUCAAGAACAGGGAAAUGCCGCAGAUGUCACUGUACAAAAUCUUUCCGACCAUGGCUUUUCACAUGGCGCUUUUCAGGAUAACACUUCACACACUGUUCAUAUUAAUGAACCUUCACAUAAUGCUCAAGUCGAUAUUGUUUUAAAUGCUCCUGAAAUUGAUACCUUGAACCAUAAUAAGCAAGUACUAGAUUCCCCUUCACAUAUUAGUGCUGAUGCCAUUUCACACAUUAAUUUAGGAAAUAACCCUUCACAUUCUAUUCACGUUAGUGCCCCAUUAAAUACUGUUGGAAUUAGUGUCUCUUCACAUGCUGUUCAUGCUGAUGUCCCUUCUCAUAAUACUCCAGUCGAUAUUACUUCACAUACUCCUCAAACUGACAUCCUAUUCCAUGAAAAUCAAGUAGCAGAUGCUCCUUCACAUAUUAAUCCUGAUGUCACUUCAUAUAGUACUCAAGAUGUCUCUUUACAAAGUAAUCUAGUUAAUGUCCCUUCUCAAAUUACUAAUAUUGAUGCACCGUUGCUUAUUACCCAGUCGGGUGUCCUUUCACAUAAUGCCCAACCUAAUAUCCUUUCUCAUGAUAGUGUAGAUGUCAUAUCUAUUACUCAAGUCGAUGUCCCUUCACAAAGCACUCGAGUUGAUGGCCCUCACGCUGCUCAAGUUAAUAUCAAUUCUCAAGAUACUCCUUCUGAUGUCACAUUCCACGCCGCUCAAACUGAUUUUCAUUCGCAGAAUGUUCCAGUAAAUGUUCCUUCUCACCUCACUCCCGUACAUGGUGAUCUUCCUUCCCAGAGUGCCUCAGUAGAUAGAGCCCCUGUGCAUAGCAUUUCAAACGUGAAUAUUCCUAUACAGAGUGUAGCUCCAGAUCAUAACCUUCCACAUAGAUUCUCUGACCAUGAUAUUUUUCAGCACAGUUUUUCUGAACUCGGUGUUCCUUCACACAAUUCUCCAGUAAGCCAAGCUCCUUCAGCUGAUUUUUCUAAACAUGUCCCAUCAAUUCUUAAUCCCGAACAUCUCUCUUUAGUCAAGACUCCUGGAGGUCUUACCCACACUGAAAGUUUCCCGCAAGAACGUGAGCACAGUAAUACUGAUGAUUUCCCUUCAAAUAGUAUUAAUGAGCACCAUGACCCUUCACCUAAAAUCUUGAUAGACCAAUUCGCUUCAGAGAACGUUCCACUGCAUCAAGUUCCUUUACGUGGUCAUCAGAUACAAUCAGCGAGUUUUCCUGUAAAUCAAGGCACUUCACACAUUGCAUCAAUAGAUAGCCCAGAAAUUAUUUCCGGAAGACUCGUUCCACAACAAAGCGAUCCACUUGAUCAAGCUAACUCGCAUGGUUUUAUUGAAAGUCAUGCCUUGUCAUCUGAUGUCGAAGAAUAUCAUGCAUCAUCCGUCAAUUCUCCAUCCGAUUUCGUUACAUCAUUUGAGCCUCAAAGGUUUCCUCCUAAUGCUCUUGGUGAUGCUCUAGAGAGUCAUAUACAUACCUCUGUCGGUAGAUCUGACACGGCAUCCUUAAGUCCACAUCGAUCCGACACUGUGACUCAUGUACCAUCAAGUCCUACUCUUUCUCACAGUUCUCUUUUACAUACCAAUGAGCAGAAUCCUCGUCACCCAUCACAGAGUGUCAAUAUCGUAAUACCGGAACAUCAUAACCCAAACCAUGGCUCAGUAGAAGGUAAUGUUUUCUUGGACAGUGCCUCGAAACCCACUGUUCCUCAGAAUCAACCACAUGAAGGCAUUUCUUCCAUUCAGGAAUCACUAAAACCUAUACCCAUUAGUAGCAUCCACUCGGAAGAAAUCCCUUCACAUCAAAGUCUGUCACACUCUUUUCCCUCACGCAUCACGUAUCACAAGCCCCAAACGGAACCUAGACAGAACCAGCACUUUCAAUCAGACCACCCACAAAAUAUCCAAGUUCAUCAAGCAUCUGCUAGACGGUCGUCAUUUGGCUCUAAUUCAUCGCCUGCAGUUCCACACACAACGGCUUUGGACGAUGAAGAUGACCCUAAGGAAGAGAGACAGCCCGCUGAGUAUACCUUCACCUAUGUCGCGCAGGACGAGGACACCGGCCGCAACUUUGGCCACGAGGAAACCCGGCAAGGGCACAGAACUCAGGGCUCCUAUUACGUCUCCCUCCCCGACGGUCGAGUUCGGAAAGUGAGCUACUACGUGGAGCCCAACUCAGGCUUCGUGGCCAGGCUAAGUUACGAAGGAGACGUCAGCUACGACCGCAAGAACGUGGAGGAACGUGAGCAUCGUCGUGGAAGCCAGUCUGUGGAGCAAGAUUACCCGAGCGUUCCUGAGCAGCCUCCCGACGUUGCUUCAUAUCAAUGAUUCAUUCUGACAACGCGUCCUUUGUUGUGUUAUGUCUUUUUAAUAAUGUGUUUCAUAUAAAACUCUUUACUUUA
Molecule: messenger RNA, 3566 nt
Organism: Penaeus chinensis
Lineage: Eukaryota; Metazoa; Arthropoda; Malacostraca; Decapoda; Penaeidae
Exons: 3
Coding region: 1-3492 (1163 amino acids)
Cellular component (GO): extracellular matrix
Source: RefSeq, a predicted model, not a curated record